UUCAAAGAAGUUACAACUGAUCUUAGACAGUACAUCAAUACAGUCUUUGAAUCUAUUUGUGAGGAAGCAACUGAAUUAAUUACAGAACUGGAUGUACAUGUAGCAUCAGUUGAAGCCUGGAAAGCUCACAUAGUCCGAAUAGUCAACCAGGAUUUGUGCAGAACUGAUAUGCUAGAACAUCUAGAACAAAAUCAAACUCUUUUGAUCCUAGAUUGGGCCAUGAAAUUUCUCCCCCUACAUUUUCGGGAAAAACAAAGUGACUGGUUUGCCCAGAAAGGAAUCAAUUGGCAUGUGACAGUGAGUGUUUUCAAGGAUGACAAUGGAGAUUUAAAGCAUAAAUCCUACACCCAUAUUUGUGAUGGAACAAAGCAGGAUUGGUUUUCUGUAUGCUCGGUGUUGGAGAAUGUGUUGACAACAUUGAAGAAGGAGCGUUCAUGUUUAACUGAGGCCUUCUUAAGAAGUGACAAUGCUGGAUGUUAUCACUGUGGACAUAUGUGGUUAGCACUCAAUGGUGUUAGCAGAAGAACAGGUGUGAAAAUCAGAAGAUUUGAUUAUAGUGAAGCCCAAGCAGGAAAAUCCUACUGUGAUUGUAAGAUUGCACAUAUGAGAGCAAAGAUCAAAGUCUAUGCAGCAUCAGGACACAAUGUGACAUCAGCUUCAGAUAUGAAGGAAGCAAUUGACUCUGGAUCAGGUGUAGUAGGAUGUCAGGCAGCUGUAGCCUCUGUAGAUACAAGGAACCAAACCCUUACUGCCCACAAGAUCAAAGGUGUGACAAGUUUCAACAAUAUCUGUUUUGAAGAUGACAGCAUCAGAUUUUUUAGAUAUUAUAGAAUUGGCGAGGGAAAUGCAGUGCCAUUAACUACUUUCCAAAACAUGGGAAAUUGUCAACAGGCCACCACAAGUAUCCGGAUAGAGGAAGAUUUCAAAAUACCUCAAAAUUCCAUGGGUAAAAUUACACAACCUCAAACAUCUGUACCACCUAGUACAAGCCCUUUAGUUAGUGAUACAUCUGAAUGUGCAGCUGAGCCAGAGAACAGUAAUGUGUUUUUUUGUACUGAGCCAGGAUGUGAGAAAAUGUUUCAGACAACCAAUGGUUUAGACAAUCACCUAUUUACAGGGAAACAUGUAUACAGUCUGCAAAAAAAGUCUACUUAUGAUGAAAUCAGAUUGAAGUGGGUUGAAAAAUGCAAUUCCCUUUUGAAAGAUACAUUACCAGCAAAGCCAGAUGAUGAUGAACUAAAAUUAAGCCUAUGUCAGACAAAUGAAACUAUAGCAACUGUUUCAAUUGGAUGGGCAAUGAAGAAGAACAGGAAGGUUGCUAGAUAUUCUGAGGCGAUCAAAAAGUACCUAACAGAUAUAUAUGAGGAAGGGGAACAAACCAACAUCAAGUCAAAUGCUAUAGAUGUAUCCAGAAAAAUGAAAUCCAUUAGGGAUUCCAAUGGCCACUUGUUAUUCAAGGCAACAGAGCGCCUACAACCUUCGCAAAUUGCUGCAUAUUUCUCUAGGUUAACAGUACUUUCCCGAAAAAGAGGACAGGGAAAAGGCGAAAACAUUGAGAUAGAUGAUACCCAGCUGGAUGCAGUUUUACAGGCAUUAGAGGAGAAAGAGUUGAGAGACGAGAUAGAGCACAUGUAAUUCAUUAAUACAAACGUGUGAGAUGUAAGUUACACGACAUGACAUAUGCUACCUGGUGUGAGAUUAUGAGAUGUUAGUAAUUUACAUCAUGUGAGAUGUAAGACUUGGUUAAGUUACAUGGUGUGAGAUGUACGUUACAUGGUGUGAGAUAUGUUACCUGGUGUGAGAUGUACAUUACAUGAUGCGAGAUAUGUUACCUGGUGUGAGAUGUACGUUACAUGGUGCAAGAUAUGUUACCUGGUGUGAGAUGUACAUUACAUGAUGCGAGAUAUGUUUUUACCUGGUGUGAGAUGUACGUUACAUAGUGCGAGAUAUGUUACCUGGUGUGAGAUGUACAUUACAUGAUGCGAGAUAUGUUUUUACCUGGUGUGAGAUGUACGUUACAUAGUGCGAGAUAUGUUACCUGGUGUGAGAUGUACGUUACAUAUUGCGAGAUAAGUUACCUGGUGUGAGAUGUACGUUACAUGGUGCGAGAUAUGUUACCUGGUGUGAGAUGUACGUUACAUAUUGCGAGAUAAGUUACCUGGUGUGAGAUGUACGUU
Pecten maximus is the source of this 2177-nucleotide messenger RNA. RefSeq lists its product as uncharacterized. The transcript is spliced from 4 exons. The coding region runs from base 169 to 1635 and encodes 488 amino acids. NCBI's taxonomy places the organism in Eukaryota, Metazoa, Mollusca, Bivalvia, Pectinida, Pectinidae. The record is from RefSeq and is a predicted model, not a curated record.